Messenger RNA from Erinaceus europaeus (western European hedgehog), 4390 nucleotides. RefSeq names its product DENN domain containing 2B (gene DENND2B). Gene Ontology annotation, biological process: positive regulation of ERK1 and ERK2 cascade. The record is from RefSeq and is a predicted model, not a curated record. Lineage: Eukaryota; Metazoa; Chordata; Mammalia; Eulipotyphla; Erinaceidae. The transcript is spliced from 20 exons. Bases 357 to 3749 code for a protein of 1130 amino acids.
CCUGCGCCCGAGAAAGCGACGGACAGACGGACGGACGGACAGCUUCCGAGCCCCGCGCUGCGCUCCAGCCGGGCCGGCGGUCGGGGCUGCGGGGAGGCCGCCCAGCUGCAGGGCCCGCGCCCCCGCCUCCUCCUCCCGGCCGCCCUCCCCGCUGCGCCCCGGCCCCGGCCCCGUCCUCCCCUCCCCGCGGCCCACCCUCCGUCGGGCUCGGCUCCUCCACGCCCCGGCUCGGCCCCGCGCCCCUCCCGCCGCGGCCCUGCGCGGAUGCGCGACCGACGCCCGUCGCCUCUCGGCCGGCGGCUCCCGGGAAGCCCGCGCCCGUGCGGCGGAGGGCUCUGGAUUUGCAGAGAGCCGAAAUGACCAUGACUGCCAACAAGAAUUCCAGCAUCACCCAUGGAGCUGGAGGCACUAAGGCCCCUCGGGGGAAUCUGAGCAGGUCUCAGUCUGUGUCUCCACCUCCAGUUCUCCCCCCACCAAGGAGUCCCAUCUACCCACUCAGUGACAGUGAGGCGUCAGCAUGCAGGUGCCCGAGCCGCUUCCGCUCCCGGCUUCUCCUCAAGGACUGGCAGCCCUGUGAUCCUCCACCCCAGAACCCUCACGGGCCCUCCCCGGACACCACACCACCCACCCACCCCCUCAAGUCGACCAGCUUUGGUUAUUUGGACGGAAGCCCUUCAGCAUUCAAGAAGAAGGACCAGAAGGAGAAUGUCCUAGGGGCAGCCCAGGAUGUAGAGGGGUUGGCUGCUGGCCUCCCACUGGCCCAGAGCACUCCAUCUCUGGGGUCAGCCGCUGGCUCACGAAGUGGCUUUCUGAACCGCACUGGUACCCGCGCCCACAGCCGGGGCAUCCGGGAGAAGAUCUCAGCAUGGGAAGGUCGCCGAGAGACUUCGCCCAGGAUGAACGUGUGUGGAGAGAAACGAGAGGGCUCUGGGGGUGAGUGGGCAGCCAGCGAGAGCUGCCCCAGCACGGUGCCAUCCCCCUGCAGCUCAGAAAAGACCUUUGAUUUCAAGGGCCUCCGGAGGAUGAGUAGGACCUUCUCCGAGUGUUCCUACCCUGAGACCGAGGAGGAGGGAGAGGCACUCCCUGUCCGGGACUCUUUCUACCGGCCAGAGAAGCGGCCUGGCUGGAGCGAGCCCAGUGCCUUCCUCAGGGGGCAAGGCAGCAGGAAAGAGAGCUCAGCGGUGCUGAGUCGGAUCCAGAAAAUUGAACAGGUUCUGAAGGAGCAGCCAGGCCGGGGGCUCCCUCAGCUCCCCAGCAGCUGCUACAGCGUAGACCGAGGAAAAAGGAAGCCCAGGACCUUGGGCACCUUGGAGGAAUUGACCGGGGGCGCGAGUGUGAGCGCAGGAAACUGGGCAGUAGGAGUGGCUGGGGUCGGAGGGGAGGCUGGUCCGCCCCCAGAGAGGGAAGGCGGUGACUCCUCUAAGCCAGCCACCCCUGGAAACAGCCCUGGCUCCCAGCUGCUGCCUUCAAAGAGCGGCCCUGAUCCUGCUGUGAACCCAGUCCCCAAACCCAAGCGAACCUUUGAGUAUGAGGCUGACAAGAACCCCAAGAGUAAGCCAAGUAAUGGUCUACCUCCUUCACCCACACCUGCUGCUCCACCCCCCCUGCCCUCCACCCCGGCCCCACCAGUCACCCGGAGACCCAAGAAAGACAUGCGUGGUCACCGCAAGUCCCAGAGCAGGAAAUCCUUUGAGUUUGAGGAUGCAUCCAGUCUCCAGUCCCUGUACCCUUCUUCUCCCACUGAGAACGGUACUGAGAGCCGACCCAAGUUUGGAUCCAAAAGCACUUUAGAAGAGAAUGCCUAUGAAGAUAUUGUGGCAGGAGAUCUGACCAAGGAGAAUCCGUAUGAGGAUGUGGACUUAAAGAGCCGGAGGGCAGGACGCAAACCUCAGCUGUCUGAAAGCUCCUUGGACUCCCUGCACAGGAUGUGGAGUCCUCAGGACAGGAAGUACAGCCCGCCCACGCAGCUCGCCCUGAUGCCCAGCAGCCAGUCCCUGCGCAGUGGGAACUGGUCUGAAAGGAAGAGCCACCGUCUGCCACGAUCACCCAAGAGACAGAGCCAUGAUGACAUGCUGGUGGCCCACCUGAGCCUGCCGUCGUCCCCUUCCAGCCUCCAUGAGGACAGCCUGAGCACCACCAGUGAGCUGCUGUCCAGCCGCCGAGCCCGCCGCACCCCCAAGCUUGUCCAAAGAAUUAACUCCAUCUACAAUGCCAAGAGGGGAAAGAAGAGGUUGAAAAAGCUGUCUAUGUCAAGCAUUGAGACAGCGUCACUGAAAGAUGAGAAUAGUGAGAGCGAGAGCGACUCUGACGACAGGUUCAAAGCCCACACGCAGCGCCUCGUGCACACCCAGUCCGUGCUGAGACGUGCUCCCCGCUAUCGGACGCUGGAGCUGGAGCUGCUGGAGUGGCAGGAGCGGGAGCUGUUUGAGCAGUUUGUGGUGGUGUCCCUCAAGAAGAAGCCGUCCCGAAACACCUACCUCCCAGAAGUCUCCUACCAAUUUCCAAAGCUGGACCGACCCACCAAGCAGAUGCGGGAAGCAGAAGAGAGGCUCAAGGCCAUCCCUCAGUUCUGCUUCCCCGAUGCCAAGGACUGGACCCCUGUGUCAGAGUACAGCAGUGAGACUUUUUCUUUCAUGCUGACUGGGGAAGAUGGUAGCAGACGCUUUGGCUACUGCAGACGCUUACUGCCAAGCGGGAAGGGACCCCGGCUGCCAGAGGUGUACUGUGUCAUCAGCCGCCUAGGCUGCUUCGGUUUGUUUUCCAAGGUCCUCGAUGAGGUGGAGCGCCGGCGUGGGGUGUCUGCGGCUCUGGUCUACCCCUUCAUGAGAAGCCUCAUGGAGUCGCCCUUUCCCGCCCCAGGGAAGACCAUCAGAGUGAAGACCUUCUUGCCAGGUGCCGGCAAUGAGGUCUUAGAGCUGCGGCGGCCCACGGACUCGCGGCUGGAGCACGUGGACUUUGCGUGCCUCUUCACCUGCCUCAGUGUGCGCCAGCUCAUCCGGAUCUUUGCCUCGCUGCUGCUGGAGCGGCGCGUGAUUUUUGUGGCAGAUAAGCUCAGCACACUGUCCAGCUGCUCCCACGCGGUGGUGGCCUUGCUGUACCCCUUCUCCUGGCAGCACACCUUCAUCCCUGUCCUCCCAGCCUCCAUGAUCGACAUCGUCUGCUGUCCCACGCCCUUCCUGGUGGGCCUGCUUUCCAGCUCCCUCCCUAAACUGAAGGAUCUGCCUGUGGAGGAGGCACUGAUGGUGAAUCUGGGGUCAGAUCGAUUCAUUCGGCAGAUGGACGAUGAGGACACACUGUUACCUAGGAAGCUGCAGGCGGCCCUGGAGCAGGCUCUGGAGAGGAAAAGUGAGCUGAUCUCCCAGGACUCUGACAGUGACUCCGAUGAUGAAUGUAAUACUCUUAAUGGGCUGGUGUCCGAAGUGUUCAUCCGGUUCUUUGUGGAGAUUGUCGGGCACUACUCCCUCUUUCUGACCCAGAGUGAGAAGGGGGAGAGGGCUUUUCAGCGAGAAGCCUUCCGAAAGUCUGUGGCCUCCAAGAGCAUCCGCCGUUUCCUUGAGGUGUUUAUGGAGUCUCAGAUGUUUGCUGGCUUCAUCCAAGACAGGGAACUGAGGAAGUGUCGGGCAAAGGGUCUCUUUGAGCAACGAGUAGAACAGUAUUUAGAAGAACUCCCAGACACUGAACAAAGUGGAAUGAAUAAAUUUCUCCGAGGUUUAGGCAACAAAAUGAAGUUCCUCCACAAGAAGAAUUAAGCCCCCUCCACCUACCCACCUAAAGAGCUCAGUGCCUUACAGAACCUAGAGGCUGGAGAAGAGCUUUCCACUGGGCUGUCUCACCCUCCAAGCCAGCCCACCUGUCUUCAUAUCCAGGAUACUGUUUGUAAAUAAUCUGCUGUAAGCUUAUGUUUUUGUAACAAGCAAAGAGAAUCUGGUAAAUAUGUUUUCCCAAGGGGCCGGUGCUUUCCUGCCCUGUCUGAACUUGGAUGUUUUGCUGGGUGCUGAUGACUGGCUGGCUACUUAUGUGCAGUUGACUGUCUCAGCCAAACCACUGAUACUCCUGGUCUACUUGCCUGAGGCCCCUGCUGCCAGUCUGGACACCAGGAUUGCUAUGCAGACUAUUAUUUUAAAUCUUGAGGUUUUUUUUUUUUCCUAGUAGUUUUCAUGACCUACUCCUGAAAGGAAAAAAAAAACACACCUCUCCAUUUACAGCAUGGGCCUGGCCUCUUGCUCCUUUCACCUUGAUAUGGUCAGUGACUCACAGGAAGCCCACUCCCAGCUCUGCCAGUGCUCUCCAGGCCCAGCUUCCAGUCAGUGGUGGCCACGAUGCGGUACAGGGCAUCCCUGCUCCCACCAUCUACGGGUGUUCAAUAAACAGUGUACAGUUUGGGCCCAGA